AUGAAUUUUUCUCAAAUUAAUUACACAAUGGAGACUCCUUAUUAAAAUAAAAAUAUUAGAAUGUUUGGUACAUUAACAUAAAAUCCAAAAUUCAAUAGAUUUAAUUCAACAAGUCCAAGAAAAUAUCUGAAAACCAAUAAUUUCAAAAAUGAUUGGAGUCUUGAAAAUGAAAGCCAAGCUCUUGAAAGUUUAGAUAGAAGACCAAGAAUUUAUUCUUAAAAUAUUUCAAAUAUAUUCUCAAAUUAGACUGUAAGAGAAAAAACUUAGCAUUAAUCGAUUUCUUAAAAAAAUAAUUUAAAUGGACAGGGUUCCUAAAACUAAACCCCUCAAGGUAAAAAAAAGAUUAGUUCUAUUGAUUUAAACUGUAAAUUAAAUUUAAAUAUUAGAAUCCUUUAAUCAAUUUGUGAUGUCUUCAUAAUCAGUUUCACCCAAAAGAAAAUUCAAGAAACCAAAAGUAAAUUAGAAUCUGAAUUAGACUUUUUAUUAAUAACUGUUUCCAUCACAAAGAACUACAAAUAGAGCAUUUGUAAUUAUGAAAAGCAUUUUGUUUAAUGA
Molecule: messenger RNA, 555 nt
Organism: Paramecium tetraurelia
Lineage: Eukaryota; Ciliophora; Oligohymenophorea; Peniculida; Parameciidae
Exons: 1
Source: RefSeq, a predicted model, not a curated record